AUGGUUAAAACUCCUAUUAAAGUAAUUGUUCGUACAAGACCAACAGUAGAAUUUGCUUUUAAAAAUAUCAAUAUCAAUGAAAAUACAGGACACAUUGCUAUUAAUAUACCAAAGUCUGCUGAUCAAGGUAAUAAUGUUAAUUUAAUAUUUGAAAGGAUUUGUUAAUCAUUAAUAAGAAGAUUGGGGAUUCACUUUUGAUAAAGUUCUAUAAAAUGCAAGUCAAGAGGUUGUUUUUGACAUAUGUGGCAAAGAAUUAAUACAUAGUGCUCUAGGUGGAUAUUCUGGAACUAUAAUGGCAUAUGGAUAAACAGGUGCUGGUAAAACAUUCACUAUGAUGGGAUCUUAAAUUGAUUAUAAAUAUCGAGGAAUGAUGCCUAGAUGCAUCAGUUUAUUAUUUCAAGAGAUAGAAGCUAGAUAUGAAUAAUAAAUUACAGUAGGAGUUUCAUAUUUAGAAAUUUAUAAUGAAAUGAUGUAUGAUUUAUUGGCAGGAGGAGAUUAAAAGUAAAUCUAAUAAUCUAUUAUUUUAGCACUGGUUUAGCUAUUUAAGAAGACAAUAAUGGUUAUGUAUAAGUCAAAGGAUUGACUAUUAAAAGAUGUUAAACUGAAGAAGAUGCUAUUGCUUAAUUAUUUGAAGGUGAAACUAAUAGAACCAUUAGUGAACAUAAACUUAAUAAAGCAUCAUCUAGAUCUCAUUGUGUUUUUACUGUUCAUCUUGAAAUUAGAUCUAGAGUUGAAUCUGCUGAAAAAGUUAUUAUUAGUAAAUUAAAUCUUGUUGAUUUGGCUGGAUCUGAAAGAACUAAAAAAACUGGAUCAGAAGGAAGAACAUUAUUAGAGGCCUAAUUUAUUAAUAAAUCACUAUCAUUUUUAGAAUAAGUAGUUGUAGCAUUAUCUGAAAAACAAAGAGAUCAUAUACCAUAUAGACAGAGUAAAUUGACAAAUCUUCUAAAGGAUUCAAUAGGAGGGAACAGUAAAACUGUAAUGAUAGCAAAUAUUUGGCCAGAAAAACAUCAAUUAGAAGAAACUAUUUCAACUUUGAAAUUUGCAUAGAGAAUGAUGAAAGUUACUAAUGAAUCAUCGAUUAGAGUUAAUUUAGAUCCUUAAGUUUUAAUAAAGAAAUAUGAGAAAGAAAUAAAAGAUUUAAGAUAAGAAUUAGCAAUGCAUGAUACAUUGGCUAAUAGAGGGAGAAUAUAAUAUGAACCAUAUACUCCUGAACAAUAAUAUAAAUAAUAAUAGAUUGCUUAAUAAUUUUUAAAUGGUGAACUUGAAGAUAUUGAUAUAGAUUCUUUGAGACAAGUUAAAGAAUUGUUUUUUUAGUUUAGAAAUUUAUAUAGAAAUUUAGUGAAAGAUUUAGAAAAUAAAAAUUAUAUUCCAAGAACAGAAAAGGAACCUGAUGUAUCAAAGAAAAAGAGCGAUUAGGUUAAACCAGUUGAUAGUGUGGGAAUGGAAGAAAAUAAAUAUGGAUUUGGUUUAGGUAAAGCAAGAAAAGAUGCUAAGCCUACAACAAAUAUUGAAAAUUUAGUGAAUAUUUAAAAAGAUGAAUUUAAAUAAGUAGAUGAUAAGGCAUAAUAAGAAAUAAGAAAGGAGAGUUAGAUUACAGAAGCAAAUAAGGAAUCUACUAUUGAAAAGAGAAUAGUUAAUGUUGAUAAAUAAUAAGCAUUUGCUGAUUUUAAAAAUAAAGAAGGUUCUUCAAUUAAUUAAUAAAUAUUAGAAAAUAUUGUAAAAUUUUAAUUUAUUAUUUUAUAGAAUCAAUUAAAAGAAAAGAAAGAUAAUAUAGCAUCUUAAUCUAAAGUAUCAAUUUAGCUGAAAAGUUAGAUUGAAAUAAAGAAGUCGCUUAUUGCAUAGAAGCAAAUGAAUAAAAAUUAAGAGGUAGAAAUAAAUAAGUAAUUUAGGAAAUUGCUUAAGGAAUCAUUGAUGAGGAUGAAUAUAAUACUUUGAAGGAAUUAAAAGAAUUAAAAAAAUAAUUGAAAUAGAAUUAAGAAAAUAUUAGAUAAUUAAAAUCUGAGAUUAUUGUAAUAGAUUAAAGCAUCAUUUAAGUAUGAAUUUUUCAUUUUAUAUAUUAGUCAAAAGCAACAUUGGUUUAAAAGUUUGAAGAACAUUUCCUAAAGAAAUAUGGAUUAACAUUAUAAGAUAUUAAUAAUCCACUUGUGAAUUAAAAGGAAGAAGAAUAUUCAAUUAAUGAUCCUUCAGAAUAAGAUGAUGUUGAUUAAGAUGCUUUAGCUUAUAUAAGAGCAAAGAACAAGGUUACCUAAUUACAAAAAGCAAGAAAAUAAGAAAAGAUGCACAAAUGAUAUAAUAAAUCCU
Paramecium sonneborni is the source of this 2301-nucleotide messenger RNA. NCBI's taxonomy places the organism in Eukaryota, Ciliophora, Oligohymenophorea, Peniculida, Parameciidae. The record is from the annotation of a GenBank genome assembly.